UCCGGUACCUUCCUGUGACUUCCGGUGCGGGGGCGCUGCAGGGUUGACGCCGGCGGCCCGCCGGGCGGCGGAGCGCGAUGCCGUACGCCAACCAGCCCACCGUGCGGAUCACGGAGCUCACCGACGAGAACGUCAAGUUCAUCGUCGAGAAUACGGACCUAGCGGUGGCCAAUUCUCUCCGGAGGGUCUUCAUCGGCGAGGUGCCCAUAAUAGCCAUUGACUGGGUUCAGAUUGACGCCAAUUCCUCAGUCCUUCACGACGAGUUCAUCGCUCACAGGCUUGGGUUAAUCCCCCUCACCAGCGAUGACAUUGUGGACAAGCUGCAGUACUCCCGGGACUGCACGUGCGAGGAGUUCUGCCCCGAGUGCUCGGUGGAGUUCACUCUCGACGUGCGGUGCAAUGAAGACCAGACUCGUCACGUCACGUCUCGAGAUCUCAUCUCCAACAGCCCCCGGGUCAUUCCCGUGACAUCCCGGAACCGAGAUAAUGACCCCAAUGACUACGUGGACCAGGACGACAUCCUCAUCGUCAAGCUGCGGAAGGGCCAGGAGCUGAGGCUCCGCGCCUACGCCAAGAAGGGCUUUGGCAAGGAACACGCCAAGUGGAACCCGACUGCAGGGGUGGCUUUUGAAUAUGACCCCGACAAUGCCCUGAGGCACACAGUGUACCCCAAGCCGGAGGAGUGGCCAAAGAGCGAGUACUCAGAGCUGGAUGAAGAUGAGUCCCAGGCUCCGUACGACCCCAACGGCAAGCCGGAGAGGUUUUACUACAACGUGGAGUCCUGUGGCUCUCUGCGCCCAGAAACCAUCGUCCUCUCAGCCCUCUCUGGGUUGAAGAAGAAGCUGAGUGACUUGCAGACCCAGCUGAGCCACGAGAUCCAGAGUGACGUCCUCACCAUAAAUUAGCCGCAGCUCAUCCGCCUGAGCGGAAAAGGAUCCGAGCAGCAGCUGUGUGCAGGUCUCCUGAGACCCUCCUCGCCCCUGAAGUCCCGGCAGCUGUACUUACCUCCUUGGCAAGCCCCC
Molecule: messenger RNA, 1022 nt
Organism: Myotis davidii
Lineage: Eukaryota; Metazoa; Chordata; Mammalia; Chiroptera; Vespertilionidae
Gene: POLR2C
Product: polymerase (RNA) II (DNA directed) polypeptide C, 33kDa
Exons: 8
Coding region: 78-905 (275 amino acids)
Biological process (GO): DNA-templated transcription
Cellular component (GO): RNA polymerase II, core complex
Molecular function (GO): protein dimerization activity; DNA-directed RNA polymerase activity; DNA binding
Source: RefSeq, a predicted model, not a curated record